UCAUAGCAGGUCGUGACGUCACUCCAAGCGGGCCACCAUGUUGUGUUUCGAAGCGUUUAUCUACACGUUUGUUGGAUCGAGUGCUGUAUUCGUGCUUUAAACUAGCGAUUACAGAGUUUACGUGUAGUGAAGCUGCUGUGAACAUGGUUUACAAAUGUUGUGUGCCAAGGUGUCGUGGGAAUUACGGAACUGGACCGAAAGUAAUGUUGUUUUCCUUUCCGAAAGAUGCGAAUCUGCGUUGGAAAUGGCUUUCAGCGAUUCAUCGGGACAAUUUCCAACCCACUGAGCACACGAAGGUUUGUGAACUUCAUUUCACCGAAUCUGACAUCUGCCGGCAUACGGAAUGUUAUGAUGAAGUGAAAGGCACAAAGCUUACUGUCAAGCUUUCAAGACCAAGGCUUAGAGAGGGUGCUGUCCCAUCAGUGUUACCAGGCUGCCCAAGCUAUUUGUCUACUCCAUCUACCAGCUCUCGAGAAAGUGCAGAGGAAAGGAGAGCUAGAUUGGACAAUGAACAUCUUCUACAAGCAAUUAAAGACAGUAUAGUAACCAAAACAGAGUAUGAUUCGAGGAAGUUAUUUUCUACUUUUGAAGCAUUUCUGCAGUGCCUAGAAAGAGAAACCAUUCCUAGUGAAUGGACCAUUGUUAGGAGAAGUGACUGUGUCCUAUUUCUAUUGCUUACUGUAUUGCCUGCUCCAUCUGUGUCUGUAUCUGUUGUAGUGACAAAUGAUUUGCAGUUGUCUGCCUAUCGAAGUAACACUGAGAUAAGAAAGAUAGGCAGUAGAAAAAUACCACACAAACUUUCAAAUAUGAAUGAUUUGUUUACAGUAUUAGACAAAGUGAAGGAAUUAGUCAGUGCAAAAGAAAAUUCAUUAAAAAGCCAGUGCCUUCUUAUACAGGACAUUUUAAAUGACAUGUGCAGUUCUGUAGAUGAAGAAAAACAGAAACAAAUUCAAUUCUUAACGACGAAUCACCCAAUUGCCAGCCGCUACCGUGACACCUCCGGCUCCGACGACGGUUUUACCGGUCACCUACGCAUCGGCGCUCUCUUCUCCUCCCAACGGCCGCCGCCCGUCGGCCCACGUACCGGUGACCCUUCCAGCUGCUACGGAUACCGCCGGGGCCGACACGUCGCGCUCAAAGCCUGA
Molecule: messenger RNA, 1145 nt
Organism: Schistocerca piceifrons (Central American locust)
Lineage: Eukaryota; Metazoa; Arthropoda; Insecta; Orthoptera; Acrididae
Exons: 3
Coding region: 144-1145 (333 amino acids)
Source: RefSeq, a predicted model, not a curated record